UUACAAAAAAUAAAGUGUCAGAGUUCAGACUAAUUUACUUUGAUUGUCUUGUUGCUACUGCAAGCAUAAUAUAUACCGUGCUCUUUGAUGUUGUUCACAUCUAAUUAAUAUAAAUUUAUCAAACUCGUAAAUAUGAAGGAAGAAUAGAAUAGAAGAUAUUGUUAGAUAUUGUAUAAAGUAAACUCCAAAUUCUUAACAACAAAAUGAGUGAACAACGAAAAAACCCGAGUUAUAUGGCUCAACUAUUGGAAAAAUUAGGAUGGGAUCAAGGCAUCAGAAUUCCAUUAGCCAAUCCCGGAAAUCAAGAAUUAGAGACUAUUCUUAUAAACAGGCAAAAUGAAAUUCAGCAGCUUAAAGAAUCAUUUAUACUACAGCAACAAAAAAGAGAGGAUCUUAAUAAGUAUAAGGAGUUUGUGCACUCUGAAUAUCAAGAGAAUACUCGCCUCCUAUUUGCUCACAAGCAGCAGCUGGAGCAGGAAGUUAAACUACGGCAGUUGGCUUGUAGUGAAACAGAUGGACUUGAUCGAGGAGUUAUUGACUGUCAGAAACAAUGCAAGGACAUAGGAACUAGAGUUGAUAGAUUACAAAUAAACAUUGCUCGUCUGCUAAAAAAGGCUGACACAUUGAAAUCUGAGGUGUGUGGUGAACGUGGAGCCUUGCAGGAAUGGAGAGCUGCUCUAGAGAGAAAUUCUGGUGACAUUACAGCUAUAGAGCAGUUUACAAGACAAGACUUAUCUAAGGCUAAAGCAUUAGAAAAUAAACGACAGAAACUGAAAGUGGAACAUGAUCGCAUGCAUGAGCGUAUUAACCAACUUGUAUCAAAUUUGAAUGCCGAGGAGAGGGCUUGUGAUAGGAUCUCAAUUCAGGUAAUGGAAGGUAUGGAGCAAAGAAAACAAAUGAUGAUUAUGUGGAGAGGUGCUGUUGAUAAUCUGAGGCAGCGUGACACUGACAUAAGACACAUCAGGGAGGAUUACGCGGUGUUAGAGGCGGAAGCGAACAAAAUCGCGGAGCAGUGUCGCGAGCAGCAGGCGUUCUGUGACCAGCAACGCGGCAACAACGGGGACGCGCAGCGAGACAACCUCGCACUCGCCCAGCGGCUCAGCCACACGCGCCUCGCUCAGCAGCAGCUGGCCGAGCUGAACGCGACCUCGGACAGUGAGGCGCAGAGUCUCCAACGUGAGCUGGCGAACUUGAGAGUAGUCCUGGAGAAGCUUCACAUGGAGAACCGGCAGAUAAUGGAUGAGCAACAUCGCAAAGACUUGGCCAUUCAAUCUAUCAACAGCAAGAUUAGUGAUCUUAAAGAAAAAUUAACGGAGUCUCUCGAUAAAUCGAAGUCGUCAGAGAAACGAGCCAAAGAACUAGAAGAUAUGUUGAACGAAGAAGAACGCUAUGCAAGUCAGCUAACUGCGAAUCAACAACGUGCCAUGCAUUGCUCUUUUGUGGAGCAACAAAAGUUUCUGACGCUCAAAAACGAAGAGAAACUCUUCCACAUGCAUUUGAAAGCGUCGAAAGCAAUCUUGAGCAAACUGGAGACGAAACAACGGAACCUCUUGAAGACUCUACAGAGCCAAAAGGAGUCUCUGUACGCUAUUUGUUACCAAGUGGAGACAUUGGGUGCUCGUGUCUCGCACAUGGAGGGGGCGCAGGCCGAGAGGGAGUGCUCCGCUGAAUUAAUGGAGAGGGAGAAUAGAUUAAAAGACGUGUGCUCUCGGCACGCGGCCCGCGUGGCGCUGCUGGAGCGGCACUCCGCGAGGCUGCACGACGACAUGCGGCGGCUGGCCAAGGAUCUCGAGGCACAGAGCGUGGAACACGUUAAACUGCAAAGUCGUCUGAAAACAUCGGUGCUGAACGUUGAGGGCGGCGAGAAGGAGCUGCGCGAGGCCCGCGAGGCGUGGCGGCGCGCGCGCGUGGAGGACGCGCUGCUGCGGCUGCGGGGCGCGCACGCCGCACGCGCGCUCGCCGCCGCCGACGGCGCCGCCUACUCGCUCGACCGACAGCGCCUGCAGCUGCACGCGGCAAUGAACGAGCGACUGGUCGAGAUCAGGGCGCGGCAGGACAUGUUCAAUGUUCAGAAACGUGCUCUGUUCGAAGAUUGCGGGAAGCUGCGCUCUGAGAUACGCGAAAGAGAACAACGCAUCGAACAACUUAAGAAAAGAUACGACAUAUUUAUCGGUUCGCUCGGCAAAGACGAGUCCGGCGAGCAGCUCUCGGUCACGUUCUUUAAGAUUAAGAUGGCGGCGGCUCGCGCGGAGCUGCGGGAGCGCGGUGCGGCGCUGGACGCGGACGUACGGCGCCGCGAGCGGGACGUGGCCGCGCUGGAGGCCGCGCUGCCGCUGCUGCACGCCGCGCAUGCGCACUUCAUGCGCCAUCUUUCACCGCUCGACAGCGACGCCCCAGAAAUUGAAGAACUGAAUGAUCUGUCGAAGAAAUACUAUGAAAUGCGGGACGAACUAAAGUCUUUGAAUGCGAGAAUCGCGGACCUCGAGCCGAGCACCGCCGAGAGCGGCGCGCAGCUGACGGCGCUCAUCGACAAGUACAACAAGCUUAAUAAUAAACUGAAUGAGGUUGAGCAAGAUUUAGAGAUAGGCAGAGAGCGCAUGCGCCGCCAGCAGGACCGCCUGCAGACCGCCCGCGAGGUCGUCAGACAGAACGCGAACCGCGCGCGGAAACUGAUCGACAACGAGACGGACUGGCGCGUCUUCCAGAUGUCGGUGUGGACCCGCGAGUGCACCGAGACGUGCGUGCGCGUGGUGCAGGCGGCGGCGGGCGCGGCCGCUCGGCCCCCCGCCCGCGCCCGCCUCGCCGCUGGCCUGCGUCCGCUGCUGCACGCGGCCAUCACGCCCGCGAGACUCCGGCGGGCCAUAGACAG
Bombyx mandarina (wild silkworm) is the source of this 2869-nucleotide messenger RNA. RefSeq names its product coiled-coil domain-containing protein 39. Lineage: Eukaryota; Metazoa; Arthropoda; Insecta; Lepidoptera; Bombycidae. Gene Ontology annotation, cellular component: axoneme. Gene Ontology annotation, biological process: epithelial cilium movement involved in determination of left/right asymmetry; inner dynein arm assembly; cilium-dependent cell motility. The record is from RefSeq and is a predicted model, not a curated record.